This is a messenger RNA of Exophiala oligosperma, 468 nucleotides long. RefSeq lists its product as uncharacterized. The record is from RefSeq and is a predicted model, not a curated record. The coding region runs from base 1 to 468 and encodes 155 amino acids. Gene Ontology annotation, biological process: mitochondrial respiratory chain complex IV assembly. Gene Ontology annotation, cellular component: mitochondrial matrix. The transcript has a single exon. Lineage: Eukaryota; Fungi; Ascomycota; Eurotiomycetes; Chaetothyriales; Herpotrichiellaceae.
AUGCCUCCACACUUACACCCUCGCUCAACAGCUACAUCCACACUAUUUGCCGGUACUCUGCUCGCUUCCUUCGUUGUUGUUGGCAUCCCACAUCUCUUUCCUUGCCCCCGGCCGCGAAGAGGGUACGCAGACACCGAAAUCCAAUUCGAUGAAGAUGGAAAACCAGUUCGGAGAGUCAGGCGGCAACAAGUGACUGGGCAACCCGCUCCAUCAGCAGACCAGAUCUCAGACCUCAAGAGCACAACUAUCCAGGCUCAACCCAGAGCAGCACGGAAAGGUCUCGCCGACCAUAAGAACCUAGAAGAGGAAGCUGCAUUAUUCAGAGAACUUCAGAGAGAAGCAGAAAUACUGGAGAAAGCCGAUAGAGAAGCACGGGAAUGCCCUGUCCCUAAGCCUACUGGCAUGUUAGGGCGAUUAUUAGGAUUCGAAGACAAAACAGUUGUUACCGUUAUGGAUCAGAAGCGCUGA